GAACACAUCCAGGAAUCUGCGCCAUUUUCACUCCUCCGAAAAACACCCGACGCCCCUCUCCCCACGUAGUGCACCCUCCCUCUCCCCCCCGCCCACCGUCUCGAUGGUUCGGUGACGCCCUCCCGUCCCGUUGCCGUCCCGUGCCGUGCCGGUCGGGUUGGUUCCACCUGUCCGUACCCGGUGGUGAGGAGGCCGCUCCGUGCGCCAGCCGCCGCCAGUCAUCCACCAGCCGCCGAGCCGACAUGAGGUGCCUACUGCCGCUGAUCGUUCUUCUGGGCGCCGUCCAGGCAGUGCCGUUCUUCAAGUUCCGUUUCGGUCCGGAACACCGAAGCGAUGAGCUGGGUCCGGAGCUGCCGCCGGAGCCGUUCCCGCAGCGCGUACCGGACGAGUCGGCGGCCGUGUUCGCCCUCCAGCUGCCCAAACUCGACCUCUCCGACCUCUUUAGGCCGCUGCGGGUGUUCGCAGGUGUGAACGUGGACCAUCCGUCUGGUAUCGCCGUGCGGGAGGAGGAGCCCAACUGCGACCUGGGGAAGUUCGACCUCGCCGACGACGAGUUCGACAUCGUCAUGGACUGUCAGAAGGCCUCCGGUGGAGACGACGUCGAGCUCAAAGAGUGCAUCCUGACCAAGCUGCCCAAGACCGCUGUUGAGCUGAGGGACUUCCUCGACAGGGAAGAGUUCGGUGUUGCUGGUCUCAGCUCUUCUUUCCAUCUGUCUCUGCUGAACGGAGCGUUCACGCAAAAGAGGAGCGUCCAGUUCCGACUGUGCCCGCGGGACGAGGUGAACAGCAUCGACGGACCUGUGGUGCCCGUCGUGGAACAGGUGGUGCCCGUUGUGGAAGAAGUGGUGCCCAUGGUGGAGGAGAUGGUGCCCAUUGAGGCUCUCAGUCCGGACCGCAUCGAUGAGUCCGCGCCGUCCGCGCCGGGAGCCGUCAUUCCUCCGCAGCGACCGCUCUUCCAGUUCCCUGAGCUGAAGCUGCCCAACUUCGGCCAGAUCUUCACCGAGGCGUUCGCGCCGGUGUUCGGUCCGCGUCCCGGUACGGAGGAGGAGGACGCCGGCCUGGGUCUGUUCGGCUCGCACCUGAACCCGUUCGCGGUGCGCCACCCGCCGGCCGUCACCGGUCCGCAGCACGGGUUCUUUGCCUCUCUGUUCCCGGCGCUGGCUGCUACGCCGCCGCCGCAGGGACCGCCCGACGGCAUUGACAUGGACAACUGCGACAGCCAGAAGUUUGACGUGUCCCGCUUUGUCUUCAACGUCGCCAACCGUUGUCAGUACGCUAACGACUACAGGAAGUGCCUCCGCCUGGAUCUGGCCGGCGACAAGAGCGCCCAGGAGCUGCUGGACUUCGCCACCGACACCGACUACAGCGUGGUCGCCUCCAGCUUCUCUUCGUUCCAGACCACCUUCGACCUGGAGUCGCUCCACGACGGAAAGGGUCUGCUGGAUCUGAAGCGGAAGAACCAGAUCGACCUGCGCCGCUGCGCUAACAUCGUGAAGGAGGUGCCCACCGAGGCUCCCAUCGAAAAAGUCACCACUGAGGCCGAGCCCGUCGCCGAGGUCGCCGAGGAGGUCACUCCUGAGGUUGUCACUGAGGUCGUCGAAGAGCUCGUCCCUGACGUUGUCGCGGAGGUCAUCCCGGAGGGCACCCUUGACGUUGUACCCGAGGAGAUCCCCGUUGUCAUCGAGGAGUACCCUUCGGAGCCGGCUCCCGGUGUCGAGGUUACCCCUGAGGUAGCUCCGGAAGAGCCUCAGGCGACCACCGAGGUCUUCCAGACGGUCCCGGAGGUUGUCGAAGCUGUGGACGCUGAGAAGGAGGCUGUGGAGGCCAAGAAGGCUGCCGAACCUGAAGAGCCGGUGGUUGUGGCUGAGAAGCCAGUAGAGUCUGAGAAGCCUGUGGAGACUGAGAAGCCUCAGGAAGCUGAACCUGCGACUGAAGUGGCUGUGGAGACCGAGAAGGUGGCUGUGGAGACCGAGAAGGCCCCUGACAGCGUGGAGACGCCAGUCGAGGUGUCCCAGCCGGUGGAGUUCGAGGGCAACGUUGAGGCCGGCCCUAAAUAUGAUGUUGCCGAGCCAUAAACACUUCGACGUUCGUGCUUGGAUGGUCUGAAGAUUGACGUCAAGAAAGCACUGAGUCGGUUUUAUACAAGUUCCGUCCAUUCUUGUCUCAUGUCUGUAUAUUUUCGUAGCCUCUAAAGGAUAAAGUUUUGAUGCAUUCUUUUUAGGUACUUGAGGCUUUUACGGUUGGCUAUAUGUGAUGCAUUUUGACAUUUGGAUCACAUCAUGUUCAAAUGCAUUUCAGAUCGUAGAUAUGUAGUACCUACCUAAAUGUACUAUUUAUGGGAGUGGAAGAGGCCUUGUUAUUCGUUAUUGGCUGGUUUUGAGCGCUGUUAGUAGGCUGCAAGGAAGGAACGCCUUAGCGUCGCAUAGGUACAGGUGACUUUAAUCGAGCAUUUGGCGCUAAUUGCUUGCGAUGAGCUGUCACUACGUAUUGCAGAUUGAACUUUCAUUUCAUUGGCGAUCACGUUCCGACUGAAAUCGCAUCCUACAAUGUGUAAUGUUUUAUGUUACGCUGGUGUUCAUAGUACGCUAUUUAUCUUCAUUGUAUCUCAAUAUGGUUAGAGUGAGACGUUUUUUUUAGAAAUGUGCAUUGGAGUACCCGUAUUUUGCAGCUGUGAAAUACUUUUGAAUACAAUCCGAUGUUUAGUA
Amphibalanus amphitrite is the source of this 2705-nucleotide messenger RNA. RefSeq lists its product as uncharacterized. The transcript has 11 exons. The record is from RefSeq and is a predicted model, not a curated record. NCBI's taxonomy places the organism in Eukaryota, Metazoa, Arthropoda, Thecostraca, Balanomorpha, Balanidae. The coding region runs from base 243 to 2075 and encodes 610 amino acids.